Molecule: messenger RNA, 2120 nt
Organism: Histoplasma capsulatum G186AR
Lineage: Eukaryota; Fungi; Ascomycota; Eurotiomycetes; Onygenales; Ajellomycetaceae
Product: beta glucanosyltransferase Gel2p
Exons: 6
Coding region: 1-1419 (472 amino acids)
Biological process (GO): fungal-type cell wall (1->3)-beta-D-glucan biosynthetic process
Cellular component (GO): cytoplasm; fungal-type cell wall
Molecular function (GO): 1,3-beta-glucanosyltransferase activity
Source: RefSeq, a predicted model, not a curated record
AUGAAUCUCAUUCGCGUUGUAACGGCGCUCCUUGUCCUACUUGCCCCCGCAGUCGUUGCUGUCGCGCCCGUCGUGAUCCAGGCUCAACAGUUCGUCAACAGUCAUUCUCACAAACGAUUACUGGUCCUCGGCGUCGAUUACCAGCCGGGAGGAUCCGCUGCUUACAAGCCGGAAAACGGACGAGAUCCCCUCAGCGACGGCGAUGCUUGCUUGCGCGAUGCUGCUAUCCUCCAAAUGCUAGGCGCAAACGCUAUUCGGGUCUACACUGUCAACCCCGUAACCAAUCAUGAUCUUUGCAUGUCCAUCUUCAAUGCCGCUGGUCUCUAUGUGAUCCUCGAUGUCAACUCGGCCCUUCCCAACGAAAACUUGAACCGCGCUGAUCCCAAAUCCUCCUAUCACCGACACUACUUGCAACGGGUCUUCGCUGUCAUUGAGGCCUUCAAACACUAUCCCAACACUCUGGCUUUCUUCGCGGGGAAUGAAGUCAUCAAUGAAGAUGCGGUGAAAAACGUUGGUAUUUACCUUCGGGCUAUCAUACGUGAUAUGAAGCAGUACAUUGAUCACAAUUCUGAUCGCAAAAUCCCUGUUGGCUAUUCUGCUGCCGAUAUUCGUCCCAUUCUAGAGGAUACCGGGAAUUACCUGUCCUGUGAAAUUGCAGACUCACCUGGAUCUGGAAUCGACUUCUUGGGCCUCAACUCCUACUCCUGGUGUGGCGACGCCUCCUACACCAGCAGCGGCUAUGACAAGCUCGCCGCACUGUUCUCGGGGGCUUCCUUCCCCGUCUUCUUCUCCGAGUAUGGCUGCAACGCAGUCAAGCCGCGCAAGUUCACCGAGGUCGGCGCUAUUUACGGAGAGCAAAUGACCCAGGCUUUGGACGGUGGUCUGGUUUACGAAUUUUCCCAAGAGGCAAACAAUUAUGGCCUCGUCCAAUUGAACGAUGACAACUCCGCCACCCUCCUCACUGACUAUGAUAACCUACUGAAGCAAUAUAGGAAACUCAAUAUCACUCUCCUUGAAUCCCUUGACCCGGCCACUACCAACAUUAAGCCGGCCAGGUGUUCCUCCGAUCUCAUUAAAGACGCAAAAUAUUUCGAAAAUAAUUUCAAGCUUCCAGAUCCACCUGACGGCGUCCCCGAAAUGAUUAAGAAUGGCAUCCCCAAUCCUCCCAUGGGCAAGCUUGUCAACAUCACAGAUACCAAGCCGAAAUACGAUGUGCUUGAUUCUAACGGCCAUGUGUUAAGUCUGGAGAUGAAGAUUCUCAACGACUUCCAAUCCAACGUUCCUGGGCAGAAUAUCUCUGGCGUACCAGGUCCUACCGCGGAUAAUAAUACAAAGAAGGCUGCUGCCAACUCCAUGACCAGCUUCAAUACACUGUCGCUCGUUGCUCUUCUGACUGGAUUGACUCUGCUCAUAAUAUAGAGAAAUCUCCAAACUUUCUCAUAAGACCUUCACUUGACCUUCAUUUGACCUUCACUGUCGCGCAUAUCUUUGAUUUAAUCCUAUUUUAUCGAAACUCGGGACAGUAGCCGCGCUUUAUGCCAGCUGACGAAAGGUGCUUCCCGUCCAGCGUUUGCUAAAACAAACUACGGCAAACCACACAAAACAUCGCAUCGUGUUUAACCCAUUCCGUCGUACGACGCAGGCCUGAAAUGAUGAUUUCGCGUUAUAAGAAUGGGCAUCUUAUGCUCUUAUGAUGAUAUACAUCAAUUUGAGUCUUAUCGCUUUGCUGCUUCAUGGAUGAGAUAUUUAGUCCCCAUAUAUUAUCCCAUACCUAAAUGGUUUCCAUUUGUGGAAUAUACGUUGACGGCUUCCCACAUAUUAUAUAUACCGUGGAACAGGACACAAAAUGCAGGAUCGAACUGAGUGUGAAGGUAUCUUAUAGUUGCACUCAUUUAGUGUUUCAUUGUUUCUUUGACGUUCCAUUGACUCGUCGUAUGCCCCUGAUAUUGAUAUGCAAGGGACAGGGAUCAAACCUUCCCGCAAGUUAGAAAGAUUAAAUGGUGGAUAAAUUUAAAAAAACGGAGGAAGAGAUUUGAGUCAAAAGGAGAGAAAGGUAAGAAGUGUAAUUUAGCUACGGCAAAACCAGGUUUUCAAUGCAAGGUUCUUUUUAAAUCAGAAUU